CAGCCAAUAGCCAGCGCCGUAACGGAACCGCGCAACCGCCGACAGAACCGCGGCGAUCGCCGAGUGGACAUUUAAAUGUCCGCGUUACUUUGAAACGAAAGAAAUUGUAAUUUUCGUUUUUAAACAAAUACAACGUUUUUUCAGUUUGCGACGAUGAACGACGACGCAGUUGUGACCGAGAAAAAGGACGUAUCCAAGGCAGAGAUUGUCCUCUCAUUCUCCCAAGUGGAGUCCCUUGCCACACUGACUCUGGAGGAGGUGCAGACGCAUCUGGCGGAGAUGCUGCACUUGCGUGAGCACGAGACAUCCCUGCGCGAGGCGGCAUUGCUGGAUGUGUACGUGUCGGCCUAUCGCUGGGCUCGUGAACACGGAUUCUCAUCGCAGCAGAUCCUCUACGUUGUCACCCUCUUGCACACUCUGCUGCAGAACAUAGAAGAGAGGCGAAUGAAGCUCGUGGAAAAUUUGAAGGCAUGUUCACGGCAACUGGUGGGAGUUGGCUGUGAUGACUUGGCGUGUCUCAGCCUGGAGCAAGGAAAGCUUGUACUAGGUUACCUAACCACCAGUCUUUUCCAGCACUACAGACUAUAUGAAUUUGUCUUCACACAGCCACAAGAUGUGGUGAUCAUUGACUCGCAAAUUGAGGUGGAGAUGUUGGAGAUCAACCAGAAACCCUUCCCAUUGCCACUGGAAGAGGGCAUUGAUGCGGACAUAUACGAACGCUACAUGUGUCCCCGAGCUGAGUUAACGGAGAAUGCAGAGGAGCCCAUCGUGGAAGAGGCCGAGGAGGAAGAGAGAAUGGCUGACCCCCCCGCCGAUUACCCGAGCGGCGAUGACCCCCUCCGUGGUCACACAUUGGCAGAGGUCAGAACUACCCUGGAGGAGGUGGCCGCCGAGAUGAUCGGUGAACUUCAGGUGGCGGUGUCUGAAAAGUUGAAAUUGCAAGAGGAGACGUACAAGACUCGCUUGGACAAACUGCGUCAAGUAGAAAUGGCAUAAUGGGCCUCGUAAUUCAUUUAUUAUGAGCGCAAUGUUCAAUGCAAGUUACUUUUAGAAUGGUCUAUGCACAUACAGUGACAAUAUACAUUUUACGUAAAUGGUAGUCAACAUUGUAAACAUUUGCAUUUUAAACAUUGGCGAAUGCUUUAUUUGACUGUAGAAAAUGUGUAUGUUUUGUAUUUAGUUUAGAUUUGAAAUAUUCUUAAGCAACUGCACUCUAUUUUCAUAAAAAUAAUUUCUUAGGUCACCAUAAAACAUUGCUUUAUAACCCACUUCAACCCCAUAAACACACACCUGUAAGUUAAAAUGUAAUCACAGUGCAUGCAUAAAAAGUAUAAUUAUGGUUUCGCAACGUCCUUUAACGAAAUUACAGCCUAUUGAGAAAUAUGUUUUCUCAUAAGGCUGACCUAAGUGCCACAGUUACAAAUGAACGACGGUACAGUGAUAUAGUCAUUCUAAUUGAGUCUCAUGUAAAGGUUAAUAAAUAAAAUAAAAACUAUGAUAAAAAA
Messenger RNA from Petromyzon marinus (sea lamprey), 1505 nucleotides. RefSeq names its product ciliary associated calcium binding coiled-coil 1 (gene CABCOCO1). Lineage: Eukaryota; Metazoa; Chordata; Hyperoartia; Petromyzontiformes; Petromyzontidae. The record is from RefSeq and is a predicted model, not a curated record.